Gymnodraco acuticeps is the source of this 6633-nucleotide messenger RNA. RefSeq names its product leucine-rich repeats and calponin homology (CH) domain containing 2 (gene lrch2). The transcript has 21 exons. Lineage: Eukaryota; Metazoa; Chordata; Actinopteri; Perciformes; Bathydraconidae. Gene Ontology annotation, molecular function: protein binding. The record is from RefSeq and is a predicted model, not a curated record. The coding region runs from base 85 to 2487 and encodes 800 amino acids.
CAGCUCCAUCAUCAUCAUCAUCAUCACCAGCAGCACCACCUCAGAAGCCCAUCCCCUAGCGUCCGUCCAGGGAAUGAAGCCCGUAUGCGCAUGGGCGGAGAUACUGCCGCUGUGCGCUGUUAUUAUUGUAAGAGUAAUUUCUUUUUUACGAAAAUGGCGUCUAGUCAGGGAGGUGUGGGAGCUGUCACGGCUCUUCAAAGCCAUCACUACUCCAGCGGACCUCCCUGGACCCCGGGCUUCAGCCAGUACCAGCACCAGCAGCAGCACCACACGGCCCGCAGCCUGGACCGGGCUCUGGAGGAUGCCGUGUGCUCCGGGAUACUCAACCUGAGCGGCAGGAAGCUGAGGGAGUACCCGGGGAUGAGCCAGGAUCUGACCGACACAACACAAGCAGAUUUGUCCAAGAAUCGACUGACAGAAAUCCCCCCUGAUUUGUGUCUAUUCGCCCCCCUGGAGUCGCUCAACCUCUACCACAACUGCAUCAAGUGCGUCCCAGAAGCCAUUAUCAACCUGCAGAUGCUGACUUACCUGGACAUCAGCCGAAAUCUCCUGUCAGUUUUGCCAAAAUAUUUGUUCAGCCUCCCCCUCAAAGUUCUGCUUGUGAGCAACAACAAGCUGGUGUCCAUCCCCGACGAGAUCGGCAAGGCCAAAGAGUUGAUGGAACUGGACGUGAGCUGUAAUGAGAUCCAGGUGCUGCCGGCUCAGGUUGGGAGGCUUUACGCUUUGAGAGAACUGAACAUCAGGAGGAAUUGUCUUCACAUGCUGCCUGAGGAGUUGUCUGACCUACCUCUCAUCCGCCUUGACUUUUCCUGCAAUAAGAUUACAGAGAUUCCUCCGGCUUACAGAAAACUCAGGCAGCUGCAGCACAUCAUCCUAGAUAACAAUCCUAUGCAGUCUCCACCCGCACAGAUUUGCCUGAAGGGCAAAGUGCACAUAUUGAAGUACCUGAACAUCCAGGCGUGCAGGACGGACAAGAAGCCGGACACCCUGGACCUCCCCUCCCUCGGCAAGCGAUGCAUCCCUCAGCCACUCACAGAUAGCAUGGAAGAUUUUUAUCCCAGUAAGAACCACGGGCCUGACUCUGGAAUCGGUAGUGACAAUGGCGACAAGAGGCUGUCUACGACUGAGCCUUCAGACGACGACACAGUCAGCCUCCACUCUCAGGUUUCAGAGACAGCCCGUGCUGAUGCCCUCUCACUCCUCUCCAAAAUGGACUCUUGCAAAGAUCAGGAUCUCUAUGACUUUAUAGACCCCAACCCGGACGAGGAUCCUGCUCUGUCAGAGUGUGACGGGCAGCAGAGCGGUCAUGUGUCUUGUAUAAAGGAACUGGAAAAGGUUCUUAACAUGUCUCACCAAAGCAAAGAUAACUGGAAAGAGGAAUCAGGUUCCGAUAAGGAGCAGCUAGUUGAGGAGGAGGAUGACGAGCUGAAGGAAGUGCUGGAUCUGAGGAAGAUUGCCGUUCAGCUUCUUCAGCAGGAGCAGCAGAACAGACGACGAUCCUUGAUUUGCCGAGCGGAGAGUCUUAUUCACCGACGGAGGGUGACCGGCCGGGCUCACAGAUUUCUGAGUCACUCUGGAAGCUCGGGUAACAAGCCGCGCCCCCCCCCUCAGCCCCGGAGUGCCUCUCUGGAUGAAGGGAGCAGUGGAGCCUCAGUGCUGAGUGGACAGCCGUCUUCCUCCUGCUCCUUUGAUGGCAGCCUGAAGACCGAUUCGUCAGAUUCAGAUCCAAAGUGGCCCGACGUCCCACCGGUCCUCAAUCAGAAUGAGGAGCGCAGGAGGAACAAGUACCUGAGAAAAGAUUAUCUGAAGUACAAGUGUCAGACGGCUCGCAAAAACUCCAACGGCAACGAUGAGUGUGAGGAGGGUUUGAGCAACGCAGAUUUCAGCACCACUCUAACAGUGUUUGGACUGAAGCCAAGAUCAGCAUUCGCCAAAGGAAGCCGCCAGGAGUACGCCUCCACAGACCCCAGCUUCACCAUGAGGAGGAAGAUGGAGCACUUGAGGGAGGAAAUCGAGCAGAUAGGAAUCCUGCGACAGAACAUUGAGACCAGACUGAAGGUGUUGCUCCCAGAGGAUGUUGGAGCCGCUCUGAUGGACGGGGUGGUCCUCUGCCAUCUAGCCAAUCACAUCUGUCCUCGGUCAGUCGCCAGCAUCCAUGUGCCGUCUCCCGCUGUGCCAAAGCUUAGCAUGGCUAAAUGCCGUAGGAAUGUGGAGAACUUCUUGGAUGCCUGUAAGAAGCUGGGUGUCACACAGGACAAGCUGUGCCUUCCCCAUCACAUCCUGGAGGAGCGCGGCCUGGUGAAGGUUGGCAUGACGAUCCAGGCUCUGCUGGAUCUGCCUCCAUUAAGACCCACCCCCCCUGUCAGCUGUUUGACAAGAGCCCGAAUGCUGUGUACAACCCACAGCCCUCCAGUCGACCCCCCACCACCACCAGGGAGCAGAGCGCCCCCCGGGGGGAGGACCCAGCAGGGGUCUGCUUCUGCCUGACUGAACCAUGAGACAGGAGGGGAACUUCCUCUGUCUUUUUAUAUGAUGUCAGCUGCCACCCUACUUCCUGUCCAUCAGAUUUCCACUUGUAUACUGUUCCUAGUUGCUGGGGGUCAAUGUGUGUUCCUGCGCUGCUUGGACUCCCCGAGGAGAGACAGAAAAGAUCCAAUGUUUUUGAUGAAGACAUGUAUUUACCUCUCAACAUGCUCCGUGCUUAUUGAACCUGCAAGGGCCAGUACUGAGAACAUGGCGGUGAGGAGAUGACAGACAUGUGACUCACUCUUUCACUAAAGUGAUCCGACCUUUUGUAAUUUGUUUGACAUAAUUUCACUUCUGUAUCUGUUCCGAAAUCCUGACUCUAUUGCUUUCAUGAGGGAGAGGCAGGGCGUGCUUCUAAACCUUUCUGUAGGUCAUUAGUCAUUUGGUUUUUCUGGGUGUUUCCUGUUAAAAAUGAUUUUAACUGACUACUUUAAAAAAAAAAAAUACAAAGCUGCAUGCUAUGACAUUUGACCACUGUGAGAACAUGUGCUGGUUGUAGCCAAAAGCAUAAUGGUCCUGUUUUAUAGCAUUUCUUUUAUUGUUCGUGCAAGGUUUCUGAUAAAUAUUCUGUCAUCCGACUUUUCUAAAGCUUUUAUACUUUCUUUCCAGUCAUUGCCAAAUAUCAUUGCCAGUUUUGUGCCAUAGUCGACACAAAUCAGUCCACGCAAACCUUCCACACAUGGCACGCUUGUAUCUUCCUGCCAGGCCCCCCUGCUGUUUGUGCUUUCUUUUACAACUCAUUAUUUCAGGGAAAUUCUAUUAUUUAUGUAUUUAUUCUUUUGUUUUAUAUUUAUAUGUUGUUGCUUUUUGCAUCCUACCCCUUGGUACCAGUGUGAUGCAGCUGCACAUUUAGAUCUCAAAUAUUUUGUUUUUUUUGUGCUGAACUUGUUAACUUUGAGAAGGUUUCUCAACUUAGUCCAGGCAGUAGCAGGUCACCUUUUUAAAUUAGGUCUCCAAAAUGCUGAACAAUAAUAGUGGAAAUUAAAGUAAAGAUUUCUUAAUCAAUAAAUAUAAGUAAAGUUCAACUUUCACUUUUUUUUUUUCACUUUUCACUUUCAUUAUACUGUUCUGUCAAUGAUAACGGCCAAAAGGUUUUUAUUUAGGUGCUUUAAUGGUUUAUUUUACAUAUAGAGUGACUAUUUGAGAAUUGAAAGACUCCAUAACAUGGACAUUUAUCAGUGAAACGUUGAUGAGACAUGUUCAAUGACCUCUGGCUUUGAUUAAAGACUUGCUAGUUAAGCUACUGAAGCCCAUGUUAACAACACAAGAAGCAGAGCAGAGCUUUUAUGUGUAGUGAAGACAAAGCUAAUCAUGAUGCAAAAGGUGCCAUAAAGUACUAUGAGGUUAUUGUCUGUCUUGCUGAAACAUAUGGGACAACAUCUUGAAAGUCCACAAAUGCCAUCAAAUUCAACAAAAUGGUAACACCUAAAAACACGACAUAUUGUGCCUUAAAGGAGGGGCGUUUUUCGGCUUGCUGCACUCUAAUUACACUAUAAGUACCUGGAUUACACCUUUCUCUCCCUGUAUUUCUCUCCUCUCCUUUUUUCACAGGAUGUUUUAGAUGUUGUGCAACAGAAACAGAUGUUCUACUUUUGAGUUCAAUGUCAAAUAACACAAUAGUCUACUUUUCAUAGACAAACAAACUCUGAUAAGGAGUACCUGAGGUUAUUUUCAUAGUGUCAGCUGCCUGGCCCACGGGCGGGUUACACCUUGAAUGCUGUUCCUGAGAACCUCAGCCUUCUACAGUACUUGACUGUUAUGACAGAUUUUAUGAUUUCAUUUUCCAAGGAAGAAAUGCAGGAUGGAUACCAAACAAUGCAGGGCAUUAUGUGUGAAGUGUGCACGAGUCUCAUGUCACGUCCUUUUCUUCUGCAGAAUACUAUCGACUAUCAGUUAAUAAUACCCUGGUUCAGGCUGCAGCAGUGUACAGUGAAGGUCGUCUUUAAUGCUCACUUUAUAUUUCUCAUUACAAUUUAAAAACAUGGACACAUGUUCAUAAAGUGCGCAACAGCGUGCUGCAUCUUCAUAAGCGUCUACAUAACGUAUAGCCCAUCUUUAGCACUUACAGUAUAACGAAACACAAGCAUAAUCUGAAAUGUAAACUAAGAAAGUGUAGCUAACAGCGCUUCGUUAGCGUCACAGAAGCUGGUUGGUAAUUUCUCAACAAGUGAGGACAACAAAGGUAUUAUUACUGAAGGUAGCAUACUCACAAACUCUAUGUCUUGACUUCCAGGUUUAGAGGCAAUGAAGGAACAACACGGAUGUGUCAAAUAUACUUUAGCCAACAAUAUCUGCCAUUUUUUACUGUAGGUUUGUAUUGCUGUACUAUAUGUUACUAUAAAUAUUCAAAUGCUUUUUUUAAAUGACUCACAGUUUCUUUGCAUUUUGGAGUUAGGUGAAAAGAAAUGACUUUGGGACUGAGUUUGCAUUUUCAAGGUACUGGCACCGAAUGAAUCAAGGCACAUAAGGGGCUCACAGAAAGGUGAGUUGUAUUGGUUUGAUCAUGUGUGGUAAAGUGGUGUAGGAUUAAUAAAUAUACAUACGUGUAAAUUGCAUGGAAAGGGAGAGCUGGGAAAAUUACCUUGAAAGUCACUCGCCUGUGGAAAGAAACGUUUGUUUACUGUAGAAAACAAAAACAGCUUGAUUCAACACUUUUUCCACAAGAUGUGGCGACUUCACAACUUGGAAAUAAUAAUGGGUUGCAUUCAAACUUUGAGAUUCCUUUAUCUUUUUAUUGAUGGCAAUUCAAAGCUAGGAGGACACUGGGGAAAGGGCUCCACAUGACUCACCAUCUGUAUGGUUUUCCUUUGUUAUAUCCAGGGUAUCAUGCACUGCAUGCGUGGGCCCGGUACAUCUCCCUACAUGUUUUCAAAUGACUAUGGUGCAAGUUUGUUUGCUUCUCUUCUAACAGUUUCCUUCAGGUCGUUGUUACCUUACAACCUGAUGUAUUUACCUGUCAGCCAAACAACUGUGACUUCUGUAAUUCUGUUUUUAAACCUCCCAAUGAUGCCUUACUCUUGUUUUUUUAACUGCAUACACUACCGCAUGCUGAUCUUUCAUUGCUUUAUCUAAGUGCCAAAUCAUGAAAGUAUCAUUUCCUCGCAGCCUUCAGUGUUUGAGCAAAAGCAUAACCAUGGCACUGUCAACACUGUAGACAGAUAUGUAUGUAGUGAUGCUCUAGUAGCAACGAGCAGGAGUUGUUGAGCUUAAGAAGGCUUUUGUUAUGAUUUUAAAACUGAAAACGGAAAUUGUAUGUUUAGCAGUGAUAACCAAGAUUUUUUUUCAAGGAUAUGUUUACAUUGCUUAAUCUUAAAACAGUUUAACUUUAGAUUGUGUUUCUUUAAAAAAGAAUCGUGAACAUUGUCCCUGAUCUUUUACACUGGAGAUUCAUCAAAAGGGGAUUUCUUCAGGCCCAGUAUGGACUUCAGGAAUGAUUUUAGUGAUGAAUAUCUCCCUUUACGAACAUAUUAAGUCCAAAUUGACACCUAUUUUAUUUAAAUGUUGACCCUAUUUGGAGGAACGAUGCAGAUGUGAAAACUGUACUGAUGAAAUGUAUUAUGAUUGCCAUCAUCUGUCAACAUAGAGUUUACUUUAAGAACGGUUCUAUCGAUUGGGCAAGUCUUUUUUAUGAUGUAUCGAAGCAAGUUAGAAAAUAUGCUGUUUAUUGGUUUUGGGAAAGCCAGUGAUGGAUCAAGCCCUUUUUUUUCGUUGCACUUCCUUUACAAACCUGUAACAAAAACAUUAUAGACAUUCAGAAAUGUGAUUUUCGAUGUUAUGUGUUAACCUCAAGCGGUGUUCUGCCUCGUUACACUGUAUCUGUCAUCCUUUUUUUGUAUCAGACCUGCCGUCAGAUUUAUUUAUUUUAGGAUUUAACAAUAGUCAUCUCAUCCAAAGAAAACAGUGAAACAGUGAGUCAUGUCUAAAUACUACACUGCCAAGAAAAUGUGAGUGUGUGUAUAUAAGCUUUUUGUAUUUAUUUGUAAUGACUCAAAUGCAUGCAAGAAUAACAAAUGGCUGAAGCUGAACUUCUGUACAUAUCAUCUGUAAAAAAUCCAGGGAUUUCUUAAAAAAACAUGGUCAAUAUAAAAUAAAGUCAAAUUCUUUGCA